AUGUCGGCCUCGACCAGGUUACCGGUGGUCGGCGGGACCCUAGCCAUCACAGCAGCCAUCAUCGCGGCGUGGAGAAACCCUGCCGUGCAAGAACUCCUCGUCGAGUACCUGGGGACGUCGGCGAGCUCGAAUAUGCUCAAGGCAUUGGUCGCCGGAGCGGCGUUGGUGAAUUUCAAGAAUAUUCCGGGGGUUUGGCAUAUCCGAGUACUGCGAGGCAUCAUAUACCAAAUCUACUUCCAACGCCGUCCUAUACCGCCGAAGCACCUCUUCGCUCCUAUGGUCACGGAGUCAUAUAAUACGCUCUACGAUACGGAUUACAACUUUCACAAGUCGAAUUCGACGUACUUUGCCGAUCUCGACGUCUCGCGUGCUCACGCCGUGGGGGCUUUGAUACGCACUGGACUGGCGAGAUUGAAUGCUGGUGAUGAGGAGGGUCUACCCACUUCUCAAAUAGAAGUCAAGGGCAACUAUGUCGUGGCUUUGGGAGCCGUGAGCUGCUUCUUCCAGAAACAGAUUGAGCCCUUGCAAGGGUUUGAGAUAUACACAAGAGUUCUGUCAUGGGAUCGGAAAUGGCUAUAUCUAGUCUCGCACAUCGUGAAGAAGGGCGUGAUUAAGCCAGACUCGUACGUUCUGCAACCGUGGAAGAACUCGAAGAAGCAACGCGCAGCGCAGAGGAAAGAAGAGCAGGACCUUUCGAAACACAUCUUCGCGACGAGUGUGUCGCGAUACGUCUUCAAGAAGGGCCGACUCACGGUCAACCCGGAGAUCGUACUGGAGAGGUCUCGACUCCUACCACCUCGACCGGCCGGCGUGGGAUACCCUCCAAGAUCCGAAUCCGUGUCGGACACGCCGGCGAUAUUCACCCCUGCGACACCUGCCGCAAACGGCACCACAGGUGCGAAUGCUGACGAACUCAGCUCGAAGCUCGCAGAUGUGAGCAAGAGUGCAGAGAGCACCGAGGAUGAUUGGACGUGGGAGGAUAUGGAGGCUGAGCGACUCCGUGGACAUGAGUUUGCUGCUCAUUUUGAUGCGUUGAAUGGUCUGCAUGGCGAGUUGAAGGGUGGCGAUGUCCUGGGGAAGUUUGGCGAUUAUUUUUGA
This is a messenger RNA of Zasmidium cellare ATCC 36951, 1098 nucleotides long. RefSeq lists its product as uncharacterized. The record is from RefSeq and is a predicted model, not a curated record. NCBI's taxonomy places the organism in Eukaryota, Fungi, Ascomycota, Dothideomycetes, Mycosphaerellales, Mycosphaerellaceae. Bases 1 to 1098 code for a protein of 365 amino acids. The transcript is spliced from 2 exons.